AAGAGGAAGCUGAUCGAGCAGAGUGACUAUUUCCGAGCGCUCUACCGCUCGGGCAUGCGGGAGGCCGGGCAGGGCCAGGAGGAGCAGCUGCUGCGCGGGGGGCUGAGCGCCCUGGGGCUGGAGCUGGUGCUGGACUUCAUCAACACCUCCUGCCUGGCCAGGCUGGAGCAGGAGGAGGGGGGCGACGAGGAGCCCCCGUUGCUGGAGGAGCUGGUGGAGGCCGCUUCCUACCUGCAGGUCACCCCCCUGGUCUGCCUGCCCGAUGCCCGGCCCCAUCUCCUCCUGCCCCACGCUCUCCAGCAGCACUUGAAGGAGAGGCGGAUGAGGGGCACCGCCACCCUGGUGGCCAUCGGGGACUUCAUGGGUGCCUCCUCCCGGGGCCUGCCCCCAGGCUGUCACCCUCAGGUGGAAGCCCCCUGGUCUAUGCUGAGGUAUGAUGAGGAAGCGCAGAGGUGGCUGCCCCUGGCCAACAACCUGCCCCCUGACCUGGUGAAUGUCCGAGGCUACGGGUCAGCGAUGCUGGACAACUACCUGUUCAUCGUCGGGGGCUACAGGAUCACCAGCCAGGAGAUUUCGGCUGCCCAUUGUUACAACCCUUGCCUAAACGAGUGGAGUCAGCUGGCUUCAAUGAACCAGAAGAGGUCCAAUUUUAAGCUUUUAGCUGUAAAUGGAAAGCUCUAUGCCAUCGGUGGUCAAUCACUUUCCAACGUGGAGUGCUAUAACCCAGAAAAUGACUGGUGGAAUUUCGUAGCAUCCAUGCCAAACCCUCUUGCAGAAUUCUCAGCUUGUGAGUGCAAGGGCAAGAUCUACGUUAUCGGAGGAUACACUACACGAGAUAGGAAUAUGAACAUUUUGCAGUACUGUCCCACUUCUGAUUCCUGGACCAACUUUGAACUUUGUGAUGUCCAUGUUCGCAAACAACAGAUGCUGUCUGUUGAAGAAACUAUAUAUCUGGUAGGGGGUUGUAUUCAUGAACUUGGACCAAACCAAAAAUCCAACCAAAGUGAGGACGUGUUAACUGUGCAGUCUUACAACGUUGCUACCAAAGAAUGGCUCUACCUCAAAGAGAACACGUCAAAAUCGGGUCUUAACUUGACUUGCACUCUCCACAAUGAUGGAGUCUAUAUAUUGAGUAGGGAUAUUACUUUAUCUACGAGCUUGGAGCACCGUGUUUUUCUUAAGUAUAACAUAUUUACGGACAGUUGGGAGUCACUGAGACGCUUUCCAGCCUUUGGACAAAACAUGCUGAUCUGUUCUAUGUAUUUGCCUGAUGGGCGAGAAGUGUAA
Tauraco erythrolophus (red-crested turaco) is the source of this 1287-nucleotide messenger RNA. The record is from RefSeq and is a predicted model, not a curated record. NCBI's taxonomy places the organism in Eukaryota, Metazoa, Chordata, Aves, Musophagiformes, Musophagidae.